UGUUAAUAUUCCUGUGAUGCUUUUGCCUGAUGACUUCCGUGCAUAUUCAAAAAUUAAAGUCGAUAAUCAUCUUUUUAAUAAUUAAUUUUCAUAUGCUUUAAAAAUAACUGAUGUGGAGAGCAAAUACCUUCAGCAAAGAAAACUGAUUUUGGACUAAUUCAUGAAAAAUCCACACAUCUCUCAAUGUCGGUUAGUAAAAUUGCUGGAAACUGGAAGGUCGACGGUACAAAAUGUAUUGUCAAAUAUCAAGAAAAAUUGCAGCAUUGAGAGAAAGGCGGAAUCUGGCGGAAAUCAGGCACUAUAAAUAAGAUAGUGGAGAAGGCUGUUCCAAGGACUUUGGAGAGGAAUCCGAAUCUCUCUGAACGUGUUGUCGCACCUGGAGUGUUGUUCUGAGAGCCUGUAUUGUUUUGGCCUGAUUUGGCAACAAGCCAUUGCGCAAAAAAACGCAAGAGUUUUAUGCACAAAAUGGAAUCAAGAUUUUACUAAAAGAGUCCAAUCCUCCGAAUUGCCCAGAGCUCUAAACGAUCGCGCGUUAUUGGGCCUAUAUGAAAUCAAAAUUAAAAAAAGAAACAUAAUGCACACCUCCAAGAAUAUCGCAGUUCCGCAGAAUGUGGCGAAAAUAGGCUCAAUCGAUCAACGAAAGGGAUGUCCAAGUAUGAAUGGCGGGCUCAUCUCUAAAGUACGGGUAUUUUGGCGUGGAAGUUAAUUCUAAUAAUAUUUGUAAAUCUUUCAUCUAAAUAGAAAUAAAAUAAGGUUCUAUAAAAGUUUCGAAGUUUUCGAGUUAUUCAUAUUUAAAUUAGUUUUUUUGUUACUUAAUACCUGCCAGAUUUCAACUGAAGCAGUUCUUACAUAUGUAUAUAAUAUAUACAUAUUAUGUAUACGUAAUUGCUGUACCUAUUUCAUUGUAAGUUCUUUUCAUUACCGUUAAGCAUUUAUUUUAGUUUAAGGGCUAAUUAUUAAGUUUAUUUCUUCUGGUUUACAAUUUUCUCACCAAGUGGUAUAUGUAUACACGAAAGACAGAGCUUAAACUUUUCGACCUAGCGGCACUCGCUUAAACUGUUUGUAGGUGUGCACAAUUUUCGAAGUUCUUUUGUUAGUGAGUUGAUGGAGAGGAAAAAAUUAACCAACUUAGGAAAAUUUUCGAGAAAUCUCGCAAAUGUUUAAAUAAAAAGAUACACAUAAAAAGUGAAACCGUGCAAAAGCAUGUUCAAAUAAUAAUAGAAAACGCCAACUAAAUUCGCGGAAUUUUAAACGCAAAUAAUGAUCACAGUCUUGAAAGCCAAAAGAGGCAAGCAGAACAAAUCUAUUCAGAGGUACGAGACAAAAUACUUAAAACAUUUGCGAAACAAAAUAUUAACAUAAAAAUACCAUUUGAACUUGGUACGCCCAUUUUAUAUACAAUAGUAGAGGAAUCAAGUGAUUCCGAAGAAGAUAGUGUGUGGGAGAAACGCAACGUACCAGCAAAAUGUCACAAACCGUGAUUGAAAUUCUAAAUACGGCAUCGAGGCUGAUACCCGAAUUCGAUGGUAGGCAGGAACAUUUGCGAGGCUUCUUAGAUGCGCUAAGGUUAGUAGAUUCAAUAAAAGAAACGCAUGAUACAGUCGCAGUGCAACUAGUAAAAACAAAACUUAAGGGCACAGCUCGAAAUUUGAUUUCUACGGAAGAUACAAUUUUAGCAAUAAUUGCGAAACUAGAGAGCUCCGUUAGAGGUGUAUCUGUUGAAGUACUAUCAGCAGGGGUUUUAAACAUCAAACAAAAUAACAAAUCCGCGAAUGCUUUCACGAAAGAAAUUGAAGACCUAACAAAAUGUUUGGGAUCUGCGUACAUAGCAGAUGGAUUGCCUCCUCAGUUGGCAGAAAAAUAUUCCACUAAAGUGGCAGUCCAAGCAAUGUCUAAGAACGCGAGCAAUAAUGAAGUAAAGUUAAUUUUGAAAUCUGGUCAAUUUACUAAAAUGAACGAGGCUGUUACAAAGUUUGUGAACAGUUGCAACGAAACAAAUGACGGUUCAGUUUUAUUUCUUAGCGGAAGUAAAUUAAAUGCUCAGUUUAUUAACAGCAACUGCAAUGGCAAUCGUAGACGUGGGUUUACGAGUGGCCGUAGUUACUACAGAGGAGGACUCGAAAUCGAAACAGUAGUUCCGCACCAAGACAUGUACGCUACGUAAACGAAGUAGAGCAUUCGGAAAACACGGACAGUACCUCGAAUAUUCAAAACUAAAAACAUACUCUAAUCAUAUUUUCCACUUAAAUCUACAUCUCAGCAGUUAUAUUUCGAUUUUCACAACUUUUGGUACCCGGAAAACAACCUUUUUAGUUGACACUGGGGCGGAUAUCUCGCCCAUAAAGCACAACUGCAUUAACAAAAACCUACAAAUAAAUACGAACAUUAGAACUACCUUAACUGGUAUAGGUCAAGAAUCCUUAACCACUAUUGGAUAUGUUAAUACUGAUUUAAAAGUUGAAAAUAUAUUAAUUAAUAACGACUUACAUGUUGUAGAAGAUAGUUUCCCUAUUCCAAGCAAUGGAAUUGUGGGACUAGACUUUUUGAAAAAAUUUAUCUGCAAAUUGGAAUACGGGCGUCAGCAGGAUUGGUUAGUUUUACGACCACAAAAUUUUCCAGAGGAUAUCGCAAUCCCAAUGCACAGCGCACCGUCUCCCAAUUCGUUAUCACUCCCAGCACGAUCCGAGGUAGUAAGACACAUUAAAGUUGAUUUUGAUGAAUAGGAUGCAUUCAUACCGCUCCAACAACUUCGAAGCGGAAUAUACGUAGCUAGUACAAUAGUUUCAAGAUCGUAUCCAAUAGUCCAUAUUAUAAACACAAAUAACGAGAAUGUUUUUAUAGAAAAGUUCCAUAUCUACAUAGAAAAACAAGUAAGUACAAGUAGAGAUGCGAAUGUAAUGGAUAAACUAUCUCAGCGUUUGUAAAGCAAAAACUAAUUAACUUAUGUACUCAGUUUACUGGCGUUUUCGGACUAGAGAAUGAAGAAAUAAGUGGGAAUAAUUUUUAUCGACAAAAGCUGAGGCUUAAAGACACUACACCGGUUUACAUCAAAAACUACAGAAUACCUUACUCUCAGAAAUCGGAUGUGCAAAAACAAAUCGAUAAGUUGUAAGAAGAUGAUAUAGUAGAACCAUCCAUAUCAGUACAAUAGCCCAAUUCUGCUAGUUCCUAAAAAGACAUUACCUGGAAAACCAGAGAAACGAUGGCGUUUAGUAGUGGACUAUAGGCAGAUAAAUAAGAAACUUCUUGCAGAUAAAUUUCCGUUGCCACGCAUAGAUGAUAUUUUAGAUCAACUAGGCAGAGCCAAGUAUUUUUCUUGCUUGGAUCUAAUGACAGGGUUUCAUCAAAUUUAGCUUGAUGAAAAUAGUAGAGAUAGAGUAGGGUCAUUUUCCACCGAAAAAGGCUCACUCCGGUUUAAGCGGCUUCCGUUUGGGAUUAAAGGCGCUCCAAAUUAAUUUCAGCGCAUGAUGACGUUAACUUUCGCGGGCUUAACACCUGCACAAGUGGUUCUAGGUUGUUCAGAAAAGCACAUGCUGAAUAAUUUAUAAAAUGUUUUUGAAAUAUGCAGAAAAUACAACUUGAAACUAUAUCCGGAACAGUGCACGCUUUUAUUCACGAGGUAACGUAUCUGGGUCACAAAUGUACAGAUAAAGAAAUUUUGCCCGACGACAGCAAGUUUGAUAUUAAAAACUACCCGAAACCCAAAAAUAGUGAAGAGGCGAAACGCUUUGUAUCCUCUGUUAAUUACUAUAGGCGCUUUAUUCGCAGCUUUGCAGAGUAUGCGCGGCACCUAACUAAGCUAGGCAAGGUGUAUCUUUUUGGAAAGGUGUAUAAUUUACAUGGUCAAACGACUGCGAAAAGGCCUUCAACUACAUAUUUGAAAUCUUCACUGAUAGAUCCACCGCUCUUGAAGUAUGCCGAUUUUGAAAAAGCGUUCGUAUUAACGACCGACGCCAGUAAGUUAGCCUGUGGGGCUGUUUUAAGUCAAACGUACGGAGUCGACCAAUUACCAAUAGCUUUUGCGUCAAGAGCUUUCACAAAAGGUGAGAGUAAUAAAAGUACGAUAGAACAAGAGCUCGCAGCUAUACACUGGACAAUCACGCAUUUUAGCCCGUAUAUUUAUGGAAUACAAUUUUUAGUUAAAAGUGAUCACAGACCACUCACGUAUUUGUUUACGAUGAAAAACCCGUCAUCGAAAUUAACCAGAAUGAGAUUAGGCCUAGAGGAAUAUGAUUUCACAAUAGAAUAUAUCAAAGGAAAGGAAAAUUACAUUGCUGAUGCGUUGUCCCACAUCGAUUUAAGAGAUAUAAAGCAAAUAGCUGAAGCUAAAACCAAUAUUUUUAAAGUCACAACCCGAUCACAAAUGAAACAAAUACAAAAUAAUGCAAUAAAACCAGAUCACACAAACACAAACAUUGCAGUAUAUUUUCCUAAAGUUUAUGAGGCAAUCACUAUUCAAAAAGUUAGGAAAAUGGUUUGCUUAAAGUUUUAUGCUAAUAAAUGUGUAAUUAGACAUAGAAAGACAAUUUUAGGCAGCAUCGCUGCAAACGAAUAUGCUACUAAUGGAGAUAUAAAUUUAGAUUUAUUUUUUCCAAGGCUGGAGAAAGAAGCCAGUAGCUUGAAAAUUAGGAAAAUUAGAAUUUCUCUUAACGAAGACAUAUUUGAUAAAAUCCGGAUUAAAAUUUUUAAAGAAAUAAGGGAAAAAUUAUUAAAAACUUUAACGAUAGCGCUAUCACCAAAAAUAUCGACAAUUACAAAUAAAAAGGAAAAGAUGAACAUUAUAAAAAGAUACCAUGAUGACCCUGCUUUUGGUGGCCACCCUGGGUUACUAGGUUACUACAAAAAAUCAGACGUUACCAUUUUUGGAAAGGCAUGACAAAAGAUAUAACAAAAUACGUAAAACAGUGUACCGAUUAUCAGAAAAAUAAGACAUUGAUUAAUACCAAACAACCAUUAAUUAAAACCGAAACUCCCGUAAGUUCAUUCAAUACAAUUAUAGUUGACACCAUCGGACCUCUACCAAGAACAGAAUCUGGCAACGAAUACGAAUACAAAAUACUUAAUUUCAGUGUCAAUGCCUGACAAAACCGCAAAAAUAGUAGCUAAAAAUAUACUGGAAAGAUGUGUUCUUAUAUUUGGGGUACCAAAUAAAAUUUUGUCAGACAUGGGUACUAAAUAUAAAAAUCAGGUGUUAGAAGAGCUAUGCAAAAUUUAAAUAUAACUAAAAGCUGCGGCUUAUCAUCAUCAAACUGUAGUUACAGUUAAAAGAAGCCAUAGAAUGUUUAACGAAUAUAUUAGAUCAUAUAUUGCAGGUAGGCAUGACUGGCACACUUGGCUGAACUACUACAUGACUGGGACAAUUGGCUUGCUACAACACAACACCGUCAACUACUCAUAGCUAUUGUCCUUUUGGAUUAGUUUUUGGAAAAAUUUCAAAUAUACCGGAAUUUCUAACAACAAAUAGCAUCGAACACAUCGAAUAUAACAUAGAAGCAUACGCAAAAGAAGUCAAAUUCCGGCUUCAACUAGCUCAGAUAAGAGCGAGGAAACUAAUUGAAAAGUUUAAGGGUAUACAAAAGAGCAAAUACGAUGAGUAUACGAAUGAAAUACAAUUAUCAGUCGGUAGUAAAGUAUUAAUAAGAAAUAACUAAGGGCAUAAGUUGGAUAACGUAUACGUAGGCCCUUACACGGUAAAAAGCCUAGAUACACUUUUACAAAUGUACGUAUGUAUAUACUCGCUGAGCUCUAGCAUCAUCUAAGAAUAAUCCAUCUAUAUAGAUCAUUCUUCCGUAUGGCGAAGGUGUAGUGUAUAAUUGUAAUAGAGUCAUCUUCGUUACUACUAAUUAGGGAAGUUAAGCUUUUAUCUACAGCGGUAGACUGUAAGCAUGCUAGCAGUAAGAAUAAACUCAAUGUAAGAAGCAAUGGCAGAAUAAAGGCGACUCUCAACAAGAGCGUACGGAGCCUUUUAAUACAGUCUUAUCGAAGCAGACAUCGACCGAAGGGAUACCACCCUCGAAU
This is a messenger RNA of Rhagoletis pomonella (apple maggot), 6018 nucleotides long. It is a transcript of the gene PIP4K, whose product is annotated as phosphatidylinositol 5-phosphate 4-kinase type-2 alpha. NCBI's taxonomy places the organism in Eukaryota, Metazoa, Arthropoda, Insecta, Diptera, Tephritidae. Bases 3563 to 4876 code for a protein of 437 amino acids. The record is from RefSeq and is a predicted model, not a curated record. Gene Ontology annotation, biological process: phosphatidylinositol metabolic process. The transcript is spliced from 2 exons. Gene Ontology annotation, molecular function: phosphatidylinositol kinase activity.